Solenopsis invicta (red fire ant) is the source of this 8849-nucleotide messenger RNA. RefSeq names its product DENN domain-containing protein 5B (gene pns). The coding region runs from base 378 to 4403 and encodes 1341 amino acids. The record is from RefSeq and is a predicted model, not a curated record. Gene Ontology annotation, molecular function: guanyl-nucleotide exchange factor activity; small GTPase binding. NCBI's taxonomy places the organism in Eukaryota, Metazoa, Arthropoda, Insecta, Hymenoptera, Formicidae. The transcript has 20 exons.
GUCGCGACGAGAGAUCAAUUAUUCGCGGCCGUUCGUGCACCACGCCGCACCGCACCGCACCGCUCCGUUCCAUUCCGUCCGUUCGUCCCGUCCCGUCCCGUCUCGUUUCGUCGAGUCGUCGUCGCUCCGCAGAGCGCACGGUGUGCGUUGUUCCGUGCGCGUCGCGUAGUACGCAGCGCGCUCGCUCAGCUGUUGUCUCGGCUGAAGUGAAGUGACAGUAUCCGCGUAUCGCGGUGGUGCGCGAUGUGGAAAUCAAUUUCGUGAAGGCGGCGGCGGCAGCGGCGGCGGCGGCGCAGCGGCGGCGGUGGUCGAGGUGGCCCGCGGUAAAGCGGCAGCGCGUUGCAACUGCUGCUGCCUGGAAACCCGCGUCGGAAAAGAUGAACGGGAGUCUGGGGAUAACGCGCGGCCCGGAGCAACAUCCAUUGCGAUUCGCGGAUUACUUCGUCAUAUGCAGCCUCGACAAGGACUCGGGUCUUGAGCCGGACAGGUACUUCGGUGACUCAUUGCAGUGCACACCCCUGGACCGAGCAUACAAAAGCAAAGUAUUAGGACAUUAUCCAGACUCGGUACCAUGGAAUCCAUUCGACGAACACGCUGUCUGCAUGCUUUGUCUGCCAAGCGGUUUGCGAUUUCGUACGCAAAAGCACUCGGUGGAGCCGACCUUCCACUCCUUCGUCCUCACGAAAGAAGAUGGUCACAGGACGUACGGAUUCAGCCUCGUUUUUUACGAGGAGUGCCGCAAUCGCAAAAUAUGUGCCGCUAUGCAAACGCUACAGGCGAUGCACAUCACAGAGCUCAGCAGCGGUCAAAACGGCACGCCUCCCACUGCGAGGAAGGGUCAGGAUGGACAUAACACGAGAUCGCUGCCACGUCAUUUUAAAUUGUCAGCCCAUUCGCCCAGUGCUGCGUUAGGAUACUAUGACUCUACCAAAGACAAGUUGCUAGUGACCAAAUCAAUAUCCUUGCUAUGCCAACAACCUUACCUCCACGCUGCAAAGAUGUUCCUCACUAAUCUCUAUAAGUGUGUUCCUAGACAUCCCGGACCUGGUCUUAGCUUAGAAUCUUAUGUGUAUAACCUUCUGUAUAACGUACCGAUACCGUUACCUGGCAAAUCGUUGAAGUUCUUUGUACCUAAUGAUGAACCAGCGAAAUCCCCGCUGGAACUGGUUAUUCAUCAACCAUCUCCGUCGCUGGAGCUACCGAUGCUGGAUUAUCCUCUCAAGGAUGUGUUCACGUGGCUGGGUGCAGAUUGCCUAAUUCAGUUGUUCACAUGCGUGUUAUUGGAGAACCAAGUUCUCUUGAGAAGCGCUGAUUUUCACAAGCUGAUGGUAGUAUCGGAGUGUAUAACGGCGCUUUUGUUUCCUUUCUCGUGGCAACAUGUUUACGUACCGAUAUUACCCGCCAGUCUGCAUCACUUCCUCGAUGCACCUGUGCCCUUCAUAAUGGGUCUACAUGCGCACAGUGAGGGUGGUGUAUUAAAAAUCGCUAGCGAAGCAAACCUUUGUUAUGUAGAUAUAGAUAAGCAAAAUAGCCAAUUUCCGGAAGAAUUACCCGUGUUUCCUCAUAAAAUGCAAUUUAUCACUGAGAUCAGAGCGCUUCUAAAUAAGUACAAAAUACCACAUUCAGGAAAGACUGAUAACAUGGUCAUUAAUUAUUAUAAUGGUGACAUCAUGACUAGUAGCUUGACGCUUCCCGGUUCUGGUUUUCAUCUUCCUCGCAGAAAACAUUCUUUGCACGAUGUGCUGGAUUGGGAUCGACCGGAACCAGGGCCACAGUCGGACAACCUGCAAAGAAUAGUGGAUAUUGUUAAGAGAACAGUCAACAUGGAUGAUAUUGAUCCUAUAGAAGAUACCACGGAAAAAAUACUCACGCCACAAGAGGAAUAUCAAGAGACUCUUAUCUUCAAUAAUGCAAUGAGGGAGAUCUUUUUGAACCGUUUUGUACAAAUGUUUUCUAGUUACGAACAUUUUGUUAUUCAACCGAGUCAGGAUAAGGAUGAAUGGAUAAACAAUAGGGAUAGUAUGCAUGUUUUCGACAAGGCCACGUUUUUAUCUGAUCAGCCAACCCAGCAUCUACCGUUUUUAUCGAGAUUCCUGGAAACGCAGAUGUUCGCUUCUCUUGUCGACAGCAAAGUGAUGUCGACGUGGAGCGAACUUGACUGCAACAUUAAAGUUUUUGAUCAAAGGAUCUCCGCUCUAAAAAAGAAAGUUGGAGAGAGCAUCAUACGAUCAAUGCGAUACGAGCCUUGCACGAAUAUCGCAGAUACGCAACAAAUACUCGAGCAGAGAUUAAAUAGCAUAGAUUUUGAAACAAAUCCACCUACAGAGAUUCUUCCUCAUAGAGCUGCAUAUUUUCGAAGUUUUCCAUUACUGGAUAACGUCGCGUUGAAUAAAGAGCCUGCUCAAAGUAUACUUCGUAGUAGAAGAGGGCAGACACAAUGGAAAUACAAAAUGAAAUCCAUGGAUACAAAUGGAAAGCCUGCAAUAUCCCAAGAAUCUCAAUCACCUCGACCUCAAACUAAGCUCUCGGCGGACAUGAGCCCCGCUUUAAUAGCACAAGCUAAUUGGACAUUUGUAGAAAAAUUGCUCAAGGAUUGUAAAUCCAAGACAAAGAGAAUGUUAGUAGAGAAGAUGGGAUCAGAAGCUGUCGCGCUUGGUCACGGGGGUGAAUCUCUGUCUGACGUCGAAGAAAACACUUUAGUCGCUAGUCUCUGUGAUUUGUUGGAACGCGUGUGGAGCCACGGAUUACAAAACAAGCAGGGCAAGAGUGCUCUUUGGUCGCAUUUGACUAUGUACUACGAAACAGUAGAAUGUAAUGAUGCGACUAAGUCUAUAGAUCCCAACUUUCUUUCCCCUGCUAAGAAAUCUCUGAAUAAAUUUUCCGGGAUACGGAAUCAUUUGGUUUCAUCUUUGAGGGGCAAAAGUUUUAUUGAAAUUGCUUAUUACAUCAAGGACAAUUUUAAUGAUUUGUCGAAUUUGCAAUUGGAGACGGACGUUUCACCCACAAGAGGUACGGAUAAGCACAAAUCUCCCGGUGAAAGGAAAACCGUCGGUCCUGAACACUUGAGGCCUCUCCCGGAUUCUCUAAUCUUUGACAUUCGCAACGUUCAAGCGAUGACUGAUAUUAAAACACAUAUUGGAUAUGCAAGAGCGUGGGUGCGGUUAGCGCUCGAGAAGAAAUUAUUGUCGCGCCAUUUGAAGACGUUACUGUCGGACACUGGUCUAUUGAGGAGCCAAUACAAGCGAUCAGCGUUCUUACGCUGUGAAGAAGAGAAAGAGCAAUUCUUGUAUCACCUUCUGACACUGAAUGCUGUUGACUAUUUCUGCUUCACGAAUAACUAUCCGACGACGAAGUUACCCUAUCGAGUUGUGAUAUUUCCCAGUCGAAAGGCAAGCGCUGCCACAACUUCGGCUAAUAGUUGGAUCGCUAUUUCUGGUACACUCUGCGAAACUAAUCCUGUACCCAUACCAAAGGGAGCACUUGAAUUUGUAUUUCAUCAUAAAAAUUUAGGUGUGUUGUCUACGUUACGGAUUGGACAUGAUAAUACUGGAUUAUCGCCCAAAUGGAUGGUGGAACACGUUGUAGUGAGAAAUGAAGUAACUGGACAUACAUUUAAGUUUCCCUGUGGUCGUUGGCUUGGCAGAGGAAUAGAUGACGGAUCUACCGAACGUUUAUUAGUAGGUGCUUUAGUACCUCGAAGUAUUGAUAGUGAAGAGUUAGUAGAAUCGUGCUCCACACCGCCAAGAUGUAGAUCCCCGAGUAUACCUAGACGUCCUAUAUUGUCGCAAGUUGAACUGCAACACAUGCUCGGUGAAGCUGUUAACGCAAUAGUUAAAUAUCACUAUAGAAGAGAAUGUCAAGAUGGUUCCUUGACAGCACUAUUAUGCGGAGAAGGUGGUUUGGUGCCGUCCUUGGAACAGAUAUUUUUAUUUGGCUUUAAAAAUCAGAGAAUAUUUGGAAGAAACUUUUACGUGUGGGAUUACCUCUUGCGUGUAAAAGAAAAUUUCGAGAUUUCUUUGCUGGAGGAAAUGGACGAGGAGGAAAUGGACGAGUAUUCUCAAAGACUCAACCGAGAUAGAAGAGUAUACACAGAAAGCAGCCAAAGAUUUACGAUCUUGAGAUGCUAUUGUCAUCUCAUUGAUCAAAUCAAUAUGUUUAGUCAAACUUUAGGAAAAGAUGGAAAAUUUCAGUUAUUUAUCUGUUUAGCAGUGAGAGAGCAGCUUCUUCAUCCAAUGCUGCGGCCAAUGAGUGAUGCGCGUUCUACAAUGGAUAUGUACGAAGAGAAUUCAUUUUUGAGAAAUCCCACAUUAUUGACCUUCCUUAUUCAUAUUCUUGAGCCGUUGAGCGAGUUCCAUAUUGUUCUCGAGAAGAGCUUGACUCAUGGAAUUUCAAGUAUAUGUUAGUAUUUGCCAAAACGUGUCAAUGUACACUAAUUCGUUGCAAAUAUUCCAUGUUCUUUUGACAAAUGUUGCGAAUCGUGAAAUAUUUCUCUCACAAAUGAUACGUCCGACUUUCCAAGAUUAUCAGUAAGAAACUGUCUAUUAAUGUUUUUAAUUAUUAAUGAAAUUAGGACGAUCAAGCCUUGCAUAUAUAGAAACAGAUAUUAACUGAUAAAAAAUUGAUUAACUAAACAAUAACAAAUAAACUCGAUUGUUAUUAUAUAUGGGACGAUAAAAAAACUUGGAAAAUUUCAUUAUUAAGAGAGAUUAGAUGGAUUUAAUAUUAAAACUGAAGACUGUUAUGGGGAUGUGGCUGUACAAUAUGCUUUCACGAAUAACAAGUUAGCGGCGAGAGAUUAACGAGAAAUUUAUUAGAUGUAACAUUAAACAACAACAUAAAUCUCGUUCAGGUUUUUGAAGCUUACGAUAUUAUCGUCAGUGAUAAGAAAUUAAUGUAUAAUUUAGAAUAUAUUUGGCCCGAUCUUGCCAUAGUUAUUAAUACGGUAAAAGUGAUGUUCGUUGAAAUAUUGAUAAUGACAAAUUGUGUACCAAAGAUGUGAUCCUAUUUAAUCAAUAUCAUUUUACAUUAUUAUUGAGUUAGAUAUUAAGUUUCUUUAUCAUUACGUGUUGUAUAUUUUUAAUGCAUGCAAAAUAUUUUUUAAAAUAAUUUUUAUACUAAUACAUGUGGAAUAACGAUGAUUUUUUUCUUCCGCGCGAAGAUAGAAAGUUUUCUAAUAUGUACGAAGAAUUAUCAAAAUAUCCACACAUAAUUUGAUGGAUGAAUCUUGGACAAUGAUUUUUACAUAGAAAAGACAAAAAAUAAUAAUUAUUUUUAAUGGCUGUGCUUUGAUUCUUGAAAUCGAAUAUAAUUUUAUCAAACAUGAGUACUAACAUGACAUUUUUAUGUUAUAUGUAUAAUUAUUGUACAUGCAACUUUAAGGUGUAUAUGUUCCGAGGAUUAUACGUACGAAAAUCUUAUAAUUUUAUUAAAAUAACUAUUUUUGUCCUCUGGAUACUUAACAGAUUUAUACUUGAGAUAAUUAUUAUUUAUUUAAUGUAUAAUCUAAUUAUUUAUGCAGAAAAAAUUUAUAUUAAUCAUAAUUGCAGUACAUGAGGGCAAGAAUUGUCACUGAAUUGAAUUUUAUCAUAAAUGGACCAAAUAACGUAAGCAUUUUUAGUUUGGCGUAUUUUUGUUCAUUUUUGUUAAACCAAAGUAUAAGUUAUUAGAAAGAUUUGUUCAUUUGUUUCGAUAUUCUUUAAUCUCAUACUCAUGAAACAAGAAACAUGAACGGGCGAAACUUUUUGAUCAAAUAUUGUCUGAUCAGAAGGUAUUGAUAUCGUUAUAAAUUUGAUAUACUCAGCUAGUUUUUGUAAACUCAUAAAAUGGGAUAAUAUUGUACACUGUAAAAAAAUAAUUCCUCAAGUACAAUCGAGUGUCUCUCAUUGACUCAGAACUUCAUUAGAUAACUAAGAACUAAGAAUCGUGUUUGAUACAUCUUUCAAUACUUAAUUUCACAAUGUUAUACGCAUUGUGUGGCGAAUUUCUCGUUAUCGUGGCCAAAUAUGAGAUUAUGAUCAUAUGCACUUAUAUAUAUCCAUCCAAAAUUUUAAUAUUGAUAUAUAUUUCAUUUCAAAGUCCUUGACGAUUUAACGUAUAAUGUGAAUAUUAUAUUUAAUGUGAUGCAAUAUCGUUUUUAGUUUUCUAAUUUACUUUUGUUCUAUACAUAAAUAUACAAGAUUAAAAUAAAUCAGAUAAAUAUACACACACACAUAUAUAUAUAUAUAUAUAUAUAUAUAACAAGUAAGAGAACCAAAAUAGAAGUUGGAAUAAUUUUGUUAUGCAUUCUAUUGCUUUAAUUUCCUGCAUUUCAUUAUGUAAUUGUAGCAAGGUAUAUGGCUGAUGCACAGAGUCUAGAUGUAUACGUUAUAAUCUUUCCUUCAUUUGCCGGUUAAACUUCCAUUGUCGAAAACACUUUUCAACAUUUGCUACGAAGAGUGUAAGUUCCUUGAAAAUAAACUAACUUUAACAGACUUUCCGGAAUCAAAAGUAUUUUGUGCAAAGUAAUAUUUCUGUAACGCGCUAAUCUCAGGUAUAUACGAUAUAUGUAGAUAUAUAUAGUUGCUUAGAUAUACAUAGUACUCCAUUAUAGAUUUCCUUAAAAUACAUAUUUUAAGUAUUUAAAAAUCAUGAAAACUUAUUUGCCAGGAUAAUAUCAAUAACUUGAAAACACUUGCCUUUUUAUGUCGAUUUCUAAACCAUGUGCUACUACUACUUUAGGAAAUAUGAUUUUCGGAACAAAUCAAUAGAUGAUAUAAUAAGGAGAUUGAUAGAUGUGUGUGGGAUAAAUUCCGAUCUUUACAGACAAAGAAUCUCGAUCCAACAGCGGUCACUUUUUAUCGAAUAUUGUAUUCUUCCCUGAACGUACGUUGGAUAUAUUUAAUUGUAAUAUCGGUAGCUAUGCCUCCUUCCUUUGUAAUUUAUUUUGAGAUUUUAAUGUUCCUGCAAGCCUUUUUUGCUUUUAAAUGUAUCAAUUCUACCUAAGUUAAAUAAACUUUCUUCCUCCACGAUACUCAUGGCUGUAGCCAUUAAAUUGGAUGACCUAGCCGAUGUUUACAGGCCGCCUCUAUUAGUUUCUUUAAUUUUCAAAAAUGCCGAGAUGAAGCUAAGUUAAUAAUAUCGUAGCCAGGUCAGGAAGUCCAGGCAUAACAAACAUACUUUCCUGUUUCCUUUUUUUCUUUUUUAGUUCCAAAGACCUAAAUAUUUCAUGUUACGUCGUCAAGGAUUCGCGACCGCACUUUAAUCAGUUAGCUAGCAAUGUAUUUACACUGCGGUAUUUAAAAGACAAGAGUUAUUUGUUUUAAAAAUGCAUUUUAAGGAAAUUCGCCUCUAUUCUAAUUGUCUUCUAGCGAGAAGAAAAAAAAUUUGUUUUGCGAAAAGAUUCUAAGAUUUUAAAUCGGUACGUCACAUUUGUUAAGCAAAAAACUUAUAGUGUUGUUGUAAAACUUAUGUAGCUGAUAUAUAUUGUGAUCAUUUUAGACUGACGACUAAUUUACUUUUGUAAGUGUACAUCAUGUCUCUUUUAUGUCAAGGUACAUCCUCGUAGCUGGAUUUUAUAUAAUCACGUUGAAGUGGAGCUGCAGUUGUAUAUGAGAUCGAACAAUUUCAUGACAAACAUUUUAUAUAAAUACUUUUCGAAAUAUGCAGGGUGUUCGGGUCAACGGGUAGAAGACCAUUUAAGGCAUAAUUCUAGAUGAUGAAAUAAAAUAGAAAACAAGAUAACUAAAAUACGGAUGCUUUAUUUUUUUUUUAAUUAUAAAUGUCUAAAUAAUUACGUAGUUUAAGCACUUUUUACAUAAAUAUUAAAAAAUUAAGAAUUACAAAGUCGAAAAUAAAAAUCAAGAAUAAAAGUCGCUAGAGACUUCAUUUUUUAAUUAUAAUUAAAUUUCUGCAUAAUCACAUAUUUUAGGUACUUUUACAUAAAUAUUUAAAUGCUUAUAACUAAAAAACGAAGUUAAUCGCAAGCUUGAUUUCUAUCUUAUUCUAUUGUCUAGAAUCACGUCUAAGUUUUCAUUCGCCUAUUGCCUAAUACACACUGUAUGUGUCCUUCAUUAGUGUUAUAUUAUGUGCACCUUGUAAAAUGUAUAAUAUAACCGGUUCGUGCAGUACAAAAUUGUACAAACAAAGCUAUAUUAUAUAGGCGGCAUCGAUGAGGAUACAUGGCAGUGAUGCUUCCACGUGAGCUCAUUAACCGUGCAAAUUCAAUAUUUAUUGUAGCCUAUAAUUCUCAAUAAUUUCGUAUCCCACUCUUUACGAAAUUAUUGCUCUGCUGUAUAUACGUGAAAAUAAUUAUAAAGUUUCCCCUAUUGUACAAGAAGUUUUACAAAGCAUUCAUCAUGUAAGAUGUAUACACAUACACACACUCUGAUGGCUAAACCUAAAAAAAUAGCUAGAUUACGCAUAGAAUCUGCUAUAAAUUUCUGCCAGAAGGACAACAGAAUCUAUAAUAUCUGCAAAAUGCUGCUAGAAAUCUGACAUUUUCUAUGAUAUUCUAUGCCAGUAGAUUGACAGUAGAAAUUAAAUACAUCCUGUUAACAGAAUCUGAUAACAGAUUUCGACAGAAAUCAAGUAGAAUCCGCACUAAUUGAUUUCUACUGCCAGUGUGGCAUAGAAUGUCAUAAAACAGGUUCAUUUACAGAACGUAAGCAGACUGACCACAGAUGUGAUCGAUCUGCUAACAUUUUCUGAUUCAAUCUUUUUGUCGAUGUUCAGCUAACAUUUUCCUGAUUAGAUAUGUAUAAUAUAUACACACACAUACACAUACACACAUAGAUACAUGCACACCUAUGUGUAUAUAUACAUACUUUGUAAGGUAUAUUAUGUACAGUAGAAAUAAAUCAUUAUCACAAGAA